GAUCAGACUCCUCUCAGCCCCCCAGGAUGGGGUCCAUGUCGCCCCGGACCCUCCUCCUGCUGCUCGCGGGGGCCCUGGCCCUGACCGAGACCCGGGCGUGCUCGCACUCCCUGACGUAUUUCCACACCGCCGUGUCCCGGCCCGAACUCGGGGAGCCCCGCUUCAUCACCGUGGGCUACGUGGACGACACGCAGUUCGUGCGCUUCGACAGCGACGCCGGGAACCCGAGAAAGGAACCCAGUGUGCCGUGGAUGCAGCAGUUGGAGCCCGAAUACUGGGAGCGGGAGACACAGAUUUCCAAGAAAAACGCACAGUUUUACCGCGAUGGCCUGAACACCCUGCGCAGCUACUACAACCAGAGCGAGGGCGGCUCUCACACCAUCCAGAGGAUGUACGGCUGCGAGGUCGGGGCGGAUGGGCGCCUCCUCCGCGGGUACAGCCUCGACGCCUAUGAUGGCAAGGACUACCUCCCCAUGAAUGAGGACCUGCGCUCCUGGACCGCGGCCGACAUGGCAGCUCAGAUCACCAAGCGCAAGUGGGAGGCUGCUGGUGAUGCUGAGCACUACAGGGCCUACCUGGAGGUCACGUGCGUGGGCUGGCUGCGCAGAUACCUGGAGAUGGGAAAGGACACUCUGCAGAGAGCAGACCCACCCAGAGCACAUGUGACCCACCACCCAGUCUCUGACCAGAAGGCCACCCUGAGGUGCUGGGCCCUCGGCUUCUACCCCAAGCACAUCACACUCACCUGGCGCCGAAAUGGGGAGGACCUGACCCAGGACACAGAGCUGGUGGAGACCAGGCCUGCAGGGGAUGGAACCUUCCAGAAGUGGGCAGCUGUGCUGGUGCCUUCUGGAGAGGAGCAGAGAUACACAUGCCACGUGGAGCAUAAGGGGUUGCCUGAGCCCCUCUCCGUGAGUUGGGAGCCUCCUCGGCCCACUGUGCCCAUGUGGGGAGUCAUCGCUGGCCUGGUUCUCCUGGCAGCUGUGCUCAUUGGAGCUGUGGUCACUGCUGUGAUGAUGAGGAGGAUUCGCUCAGGUGGGGAAGCAGGGAGCUACACUAGGGCUGCAGGUAAGCACUGGGGUGUGUUUGGGGUGGGGGAGUCCCCAAAGCCCUUGCCCUAGUCAGGUGCCCCUGGAGGU
Ochotona curzoniae (black-lipped pika) is the source of this 1139-nucleotide messenger RNA. RefSeq names its product class I histocompatibility antigen, Gogo-B*0101 alpha chain-like. Gene Ontology annotation, molecular function: signaling receptor binding; peptide antigen binding. The record is from RefSeq and is a predicted model, not a curated record. NCBI's taxonomy places the organism in Eukaryota, Metazoa, Chordata, Mammalia, Lagomorpha, Ochotonidae. Gene Ontology annotation, biological process: positive regulation of T cell mediated cytotoxicity; immune response; antigen processing and presentation of endogenous peptide antigen via MHC class I via ER pathway, TAP-independent. Gene Ontology annotation, cellular component: external side of plasma membrane. The transcript is spliced from 6 exons. The coding region runs from base 27 to 1121 and encodes 364 amino acids.